Messenger RNA from Xenopus laevis (African clawed frog), 1811 nucleotides. RefSeq names its product transmembrane protein 215 L homeolog (gene tmem215.L). The record is from RefSeq and is a predicted model, not a curated record. The transcript has a single exon. NCBI's taxonomy places the organism in Eukaryota, Metazoa, Chordata, Amphibia, Anura, Pipidae. The coding region runs from base 379 to 1038 and encodes 219 amino acids.
CUUUCCAUUCAUGCACAGUUUUAACACAUACAGUAGCUGACUGUUCUGGCAUCCGAAAGAGCAGCAUCCUUCUCCCUGUGGAUUUCACUAUAGGAAUCACACCUGCUUCAGGGCUAAUGUGUUCACAGAUGAUUAAUCCUUCUUAUGCCGGAGUUAUUGUGAUCUUUUUAAGAAUUCCCUAGGAAGGAAUAAGUGAGAGAGAUAAGGAACCACCGGCUGCAGUCAUCAGGGAACUGGUGAAAGCUUUCGCUGCUUAGGAAUCUGUGCUCUACUUUUUUGUAACCUCUUUGCAAAGUUGUUCCGUGAUUCUAUUUGGGAAACAGGAACAAGAGCUGUCUAUGUCCCGGUGGAUAAAGUACAAUUUGAUGGUUUAAAGAGAUGAGACCAGAUGAUAUCAACCCUCGUACUGGACUGGUGGUGGCCUUGGUGAGCAUCUUCCUGGUCUUUGGGUUUAUGUUUACAGUGUCUGGUUUUAAAGGGGAAAGUCUGGGGCCGAUUCCUCUUAUUGCUAUCGGACCUGCAAUUUUUCUCCCAGGAGUGGCUGCCAUUUCACUUGCCAGGAGAACGGAUGGCUGUACAAAGUGGCCCUAUAAAAAGUGGAUCUGCUGUAAGAAAACAAAAGACAAAGAAGAUAUAGAGCUUUUGAAGACUCCCUCAGGCAUGGAAUCUGGCAAGGGGAGCUCUAAUGAGCUGGAUAAAAAGGGAGAGAAAAAAGAAAAAGAUGAAGAAACGGAGUCCAACAAAGUUAUCACCAUAGAGGAUGCAAGGACUCUUAUCAAGGGAGUGGACCAACAGGAGGUGCUAAAAUACCUGGAUCAGUGCUAUUCUUCUAAUGCCUUGCCAGGUGGGGUAGACAGUACUUGUUCGGUAUUUGAUAAGACACGCUCAGCCGACAGGAUUAUUUACACUGCCACAGAUGAGAAGGUCACUCUGGACCCCCGAGAUAAAGAGGCUGCUGCCUUCACACACAAGCAGGACAGGUACUGCUGUUAUGUACAAGCUACAGAGGUGAACUGGGACCAAGAGACAAUUGUUUAACUUACUAUAGAUACAUACCUAUACUCACUAUGGAAAUGUUUGCACUGCAUGAGAGAUAUGGUAUCUAAAACAGAUGUGAUACUUACACUUGAAACCUUUUGCCCAAAGUAUUCCUGCAGACCAGCAUGUUUACGGUUAUGAAUCCCUUGCCUCUGUUUUUUUUAUUCUCAAAUUGUUCCUUCUGUGAAUCCAGUGCCUUGCUGAGGAACAGCACAUCUGAACAGACAUGCAUUAAAUGAUCAUCAAAUAUAUGAAAUGUAACAAAAGACAAAGGCUAUUUGUAGUGUACAGACAACCUGUUAAUACACUGGAGGCUAUUAUAUCAUCAUUAUCUAACAACAGUUUAUUUUAGAAAUCACGUAUGCCUACAAUACUGAGUUGAACUUAAAAGCAUCAUAAUCAAAAGGAAAAUCAAUAGGUUUCGGUUGAACUUUGCAGUUAUUUUCUUAGGAUGAAAUACAUAUUUUCUUCCAUAUUUUUCAUUUUCUGGGAAAAAUACCUAGUAAUACUAAGGACCACAAGAAAAAAAAUGUGGUGUACAUGCAAAAAUGGUGACUCCUCUGAUAUACAAUGCAAAGGUUUUUGGCUUUCACGAAUUGUCUUAAUUAAAGGAAAAAAUGAAUACCCAUCCCUUCCUCCUAAUAUUAAUAUUACUGCCCCUCUCCCCUUUACUUAUAUGCAAUAUGCUAAUUUCUUUAAUAAUGAACUUAUACUACUAACAUGUUUGUAAACUGGGCAUUUUCCAGUAAAAUAUAAUGCUUGCUUAUACAAAA